Messenger RNA from Anastrepha obliqua, 1970 nucleotides. RefSeq names its product ATP-dependent (S)-NAD(P)H-hydrate dehydratase (gene Naxd). Lineage: Eukaryota; Metazoa; Arthropoda; Insecta; Diptera; Tephritidae. The record is from RefSeq and is a predicted model, not a curated record. Bases 33 to 1073 code for a protein of 346 amino acids. Gene Ontology annotation, biological process: metabolite repair. Gene Ontology annotation, molecular function: ATP-dependent NAD(P)H-hydrate dehydratase activity. The transcript has a single exon.
UAGCCGAAAUUCGCCUUGAGGAAAACAUAGAAAUGAACUUGAUAAAGCCGUUUGUUAACGUUAGCAAGUUCGAUUAUUUAUUUACACUUUCACAGCGCAAGAUUAACAGUAAUUGGCACGGUGCCAGAUAUCUCCAGAGAAGUGCCUACGGUAACAAAAUGUCCAAAUUCAUAGAAAUACCUGUACAGGCAGACAAGUUAUUGAGGCUUACGCGUUCCACGGUGGUGCCAAAAUUGAAUGCCACAAACAGCAGCGGCGAUCAGCGACACAAAGGUCAAGCUGGACGAAUUGGUGUUAUAGGCGGAUCGCUGGAGUAUACGGGUGCUCCAUAUUUUUCAGCCAUAAGUGCUAUGCGUGUAGGCGCCGACUUAGCACAUGUUUUUUGUCAACGUGAUGCCGCCGUUGUCAUCAAAUCCUAUAGUCCGGAAUUAAUAGUACAUCCUUUGCUGGAUGCAGAUGAUGCAGUAGAGCAAAUCAUACCGUGGCUAGACCGAUUGCAUGUACUUAUCAUUGGACCGGGACUUGGACGAGAUCUACACAUACAGAAGACUGUUAUACGCCUUAUCCAGUUUUGCAAAGAACUUAGCAAACCAUUGGUCAUAGAUGCUGAUGGAUUAUUCAUUCUCAAUGAAAAUAUGGAGUUACUUAGCGGAUUACGUAAUGUCAUUUUAACGCCAAACAAAAUUGAAUUUCGUCGUCUGUUCACUGAAGAUGUCGAUGUCGCGAGGCAGCGUAUGGCGCAGCUAGGAGGUGGUGUGAUUGUACUCGAAAAAGGACAGCAAGAUAGGAUAUAUAUACCAAGCACCUUUGAAAUGUAUACAUUGCCGGCUGGUGGCUCUGGACGCCGAUGUGGUGGGCAAGGUGAUUUGCUAUGCGGCUCCAUUGCUACAUUCUUCCAUUGGGCAUUAGAAUCGAAUCAGUCGAAUGCCGCUUAUUUGGCUACAUUUGCGGCUUGCUAUCUGGUAAAGCAAUGCAAUGCUGCUGGUUAUCAGAAAUGGGGUCGCAGUAUGGUUGCCAGCGAUAUGCUUAAUGAAAUUCACACCGUGUUUCGAGAUACAUUCGAAGAACAAUAAUAAGCUGGUAAACUUGUGAGAGGUAGUUUGUUUUUGAAUUUCGAUAAAGCGAACUUGUUGAAUCGAUUUUAUUAUUGUCUAUGUCUCCUUCAACUUCUUAAAGUAGUAGCGGUUACUAUAUAUUCGUAUUUACACAGUGUUACUACAAAUUUUUUAUCUAAGUGUAAAACGUUUUGAAAUUUAUUGGGAAACAAUGAAAUAAUAUCCUUCAAUUAGUUGGUUGAAUGAGCAAAUUUUUAUUAUUAUAUUUAGUGUAAUAUUUAAUGAACCAAUUACAUUUUCUCUGUAAUACUUACAAGAAAAGAUGAAAUUAAUUUAUUUAUCCAACUCCUUUCGCCAUUCAUUUAAACUCAAGGCGAAUUGUGUAUUCAUCAUCAUUGAUCUAAACCAUUCAAUUUGCGGAUGAAGAAUUUUAAGCUGUUGCACUCAUUUUUACACACAUGACGCAAGUAUCGAAAUAAUGCGGUUGAUAGCUAAAUCACUUUGUCUAUGAGGCGUUUUAUCUUAAAUUCAUUCAUACUUGCCCUAAUCACUACGAGUAUUAAUUCGUACCUCUACGAGUUCGUCUCAUAUUCACCCCGUUGCAAAAUUAUAAACAACUAUUCUUUUGUUGUUGUUCCGCUUUCGAACGGAAGAUGGUUUUUUAUGAUCGCUAUUAAACAAAAAUUCGCCUAUUAUAUGAUGAUUCACGAUUUGUCAAUUAAAUUUAGGUAACUUUUUAAUUCUUUGUUUAUUUGUUUAACUAAACUCCAGUUUGUAUUGCUGGGAACUUACAAUUCAUAGACAACCUCUUACAAAUAUUUGAAUUAAUUUAAAAACUGACGUUGAUUUAAGUAUUAAAGGUAUAUUUACUGUAAAAUAUCCUUUAUAUUAAUCAAAUUAAAAACUUUUACGGAG